AUGGAAUUUUUAGGUGUGAAAAGGCAAGAACAGAAACAAUCAAAAUCACAGGAAAAUGCAGGUUAUGUAUGCUUGGAAAGAACACAAGAAGGCAUUACAUCUCCGAAAAGCGAAAAUGUUAAGCCAACAGAAAAUGUAAGAGCAACAGAUGCCUUUAGCGAGACGAAAGUAACACAAGAAUAUCCGGAAGAAGACGUUGACCUGAAGGCUGAAGCACUACCAGAAAUCAAAGCAGGCACAAUGGAUGUUGCAGACUGCCGUGAUCCAAACUAUAAGACGUUAAAUUUUUUUAUGGAUAAAGAUAUAGACGUUUUUGGAGCAGACAAGUGGAAACCGGGACAACCGAGAGUUGGCACCAUGCAAAAGUUGUCAGAAGAUGAGUUUGCUGUUAGACUGCAAAAAAUUAAAGCUCGAUAUGGCUUAGAAACGGAAGCAGAACUUCAACCACAACCUGUCAUCAACUGGAAUACUUUAUUUAAUGAUAAGAAUUAUAAACAACAAGGUGAAUUAAUAGUUCUCACAGUGCCUAACAAAGACGUGCAGCACGUGCUGAUAGGAAAGAAAUGA
Thelazia callipaeda (thelaziosis nematode) is the source of this 567-nucleotide messenger RNA. NCBI's taxonomy places the organism in Eukaryota, Metazoa, Nematoda, Chromadorea, Rhabditida, Thelaziidae. The record is from the annotation of a GenBank genome assembly.